GCACCGGCCAAGCAGAGCUUCUGGUAGUGGGAGCUGCACCUCCGCCGCAGUCUGUACUCUGCCGCCGCCUCUCUUCUUUCUCCUGACCAGCACACCUGACAGACAGCGAGUCUUCAAGGCCAAGGAGGGUUCCUUCUCGUUUAUUUUCUACAUAAUCAGAGGGGGGUACUAGAAACCCUAACAAGGCGUGAUGAUGGCUGUCGAAACCCAAGCGCAGUACAGCACCUCCUAUAUGAUGGACGAGGAACACCAGUACAUGACGCCAGAGGAUGAGUGGGACAGGGACCUACUGCUGGACCCCGCCUGGGAGAAACAGCAGAGAAAGACUUUCACAGCUUGGUGCAACUCCCACUUGAGGAAGGCAGGGACACAGAUCGAGAACAUCGAGGAUGACUUCAGGAAUGGCCUCAAGCUCAUGCUGCUGCUGGAGGUCAUCUCAGGUGAGAGACUGCCCAAACCUGACAAAGGCAAGAUGCGUUUCCACAAGAUCGCCAACGUGAACAAAGCCCUGGACUUCAUCUGCAGCAAGGGAGUCAAGCUGGUGUCCAUCGGAGCUGAGGAGAUCGUCGACGGUAACACGAAGAUGACCCUGGGAAUGAUCUGGACCAUCAUCCUGCGCUUCGCCAUCCAGGACAUCUCCGUAGAGGAGACCUCUGCUAAGGAGGGUCUUCUUCUGUGGUGCCAGAGGAAGACUGCCCCCUACAGGAACGUUAACGUUCAGAACUUCCACAUCAGUUGGAAGGAUGGCCUGGCACUGUGUGCCCUGAUCCACAGACACAGACCUGACCUCAUUGACUACUCCAAACUGAGAAAGGAUGACCCCAUUGGUAACCUCAACACUGCCUUUGAGGUGGCUGAGAAGUACCUGGACAUCCCCAAGAUGCUUGACGCUGAAGAUAUUGUGAACACCCCCAAACCUGAUGAGAAGGCCAUCAUGACCUACGUUUCCUGCUUCUACCACGCCUUCGCUGGUGCUGAGCAGGCUGAGACAGCAGCUAACAGGAUCUGUAAAGUGCUGGCUGUGAACCAGGAGAAUGAGAAACUCAUGGAGGAGUAUGAAAAGCUGGCCAGUGAGCUGCUGGAGUGGAUCCGCAAAACCAUCCCGUGGCUGGAGAACCGCACAGCGGAGCAGCACAUGAGAGCCAUGCAGCAGAAGCUGGAAGACUUCAGGGACUACCGCCGCGUCCACAAGCCACCCCGCGUCCAGGAGAAGUGUCAGCUGGAGAUCAACUUCAACACCCUGCAGACCAAGCUGAGGCUGAGCAACCGGCCCGCCUUCAUGCCCUCCGAGGGAAAGAUGGUCUCGGACAUAGCCAACGCCUGGAAGGGUCUGGAGCAGGUGGAGAAGGGGUAUGAGGAGUGGCUUCUUACUGAGAUCAGACGUCUGGAGAGACUGGACCACCUGGCUGAGAAGUUCAAGCAGAAGUGUUCCCUACACCAGUCCUGGACCUCAGGUAAGGAGGAGCUGCUGUCCAUGAAGGACUAUGAGUCGGCCUCUCUGAUGGAGAUCAGGGCUCUGAUGAGGAAACACGAGGCCUUUGAGUCUGACCUGGCUGCACACCAGGACAGAGUGGAACAGAUCGCUGCUAUCGCACAAGAACUCAAUGAGCUGGACUACCAUGAUGCGUCCUCAGUGAACACCCGCUGCCAGGGCAUCUGUGACCAGUGGGACAACCUGGGUACCCUCACCCAGAAGAGGAGAGACUCCCUGGAGCGUGUGGAGAAACUGUGGGAGACCAUUGACCAGCUUUACCUGGAGUUCGCCAAGAGGGCAGCGCCCUUCAACAACUGGAUGGAUGGAGCCAUGGAGGAUCUGCAGGACAUGUUCAUCGUCCACAGCACCGAGGAGAUCCAUUCUCUUAUCACAGCCCAUGACCAGUUCAAGGCCACCCUGCCAGAGGCUGAUAAGGAGCGCAUGGCCACCAUGGGCAUCCAGAGUGAGAUCGUAAAGAUUGCUCAGACCUACGGCAUCAAGCUAUCAGGAAUCAACCCUUACACCAACCUCUCACCCCAGGACAUCACCAACAAGUGGGAGGCCGUGAGGCACCUUGUUCCUCUCAGGGACCAGAUGCUGCAGGAGGAGGUGGCCAGGCAGCAGGCCAACGAGAGGCUGAGGCGCCAGUUCGCUGCCCAGGCCAACAUCAUCGGACCCUGGAUCCAGACCAAGAUGGAGGAGAUUGGUCAUGUGUCUGUGGACAUUGCUGGGUCUCUAGAGGAACAGAUGAACAACCUGAAGCAGUAUGAACAGAACAUCAUCAACUACAAGUGUAACAUUGACAAGCUGGAGGGAGACCACCAGCUCAGCCAGGAGUCCCUCAUCUUCGAUAAUAAGCACACCAACUACACCAUGGAGCAUAUCCGUGUGGGCUGGGAGCAGCUCCUGACCACCAUCGCCCGCACCAUCAACGAGGUGGAGAACCAGAUCUUGACCCGCGACGCCAAGGGCAUCAGCCAGGAGCAGCUCAACGAGUUCCGUGCCUCCUUCAACCACUUCGACAGGAAGAGAAACGGCAUGAUGGACCCCGACGACUUCCGUGCCUGUCUCAUCUCCAUGGGUUACGAUCUGGGUGAGGUGGAGUUUGCCCGCAUCAUGACGCUGGUGGAUUCCAACAACACAGGCGUGGUCACCUUCCAGGCUUUUAUCGACUUCAUGACCCGCGAGACAGCCGAGACAGACACAGCCGAUCAGGUCAUGGCCUCCUUCAAGAUCCUGGCCUCAGACAAGUCUUACAUCACGGUUGAUGAGCUACGCAGGGAGCUUCCCCCAGAGCAGGCAGAGUAUUGCAUCAGCCGCAUGACCAGGUACAUUGGAGCCGACGGCCCAGCCGGAGCCCUCGACUACAUCUCCUUCUCCAGCGCACUCUACGGAGAGAGUGACUUGUAAACCCUCUCUCCUCCUCCUCCUCCUCCUCCUCCUCUUCUCCUCCCUUUAUCUUCCCUCUCUCCUGUAUGGAGAAAGCGAUUUGUAACCCUCCUCUCCCCCUCCUCUUUCCUCCUUCCUUCCUCUAUCCUCCUCCUUUCAGUCAUCUGAAGUUUCCCUCGUAUUAAACCUUCCCCCAUGUUGUCCACACUGCCCAGAGAGGCUGGGAGGCUUUGCUUAGAUCAAAACUCAGAGACCCACCAUGUCCUGUUUAGGUCUGUCUGGGUAUCUUAAUGUUUAACUGUCAUCCCUCUCUCAAUCAUACUGUCAUCCCUCUCUCAUCCAUACUGUCAUCCAUACUGUUAUCCCUCUCUCAUCCAUACUGUCAUCCAUACUGUCAUCCGUACUGCACCAACAGCCUGCUGAGCCAGAAUUCCUGGUGUCACACGAUAAUCCGUUUCACAUACAAA
Molecule: messenger RNA, 3330 nt
Organism: Coregonus clupeaformis (lake whitefish)
Lineage: Eukaryota; Metazoa; Chordata; Actinopteri; Salmoniformes; Salmonidae
Product: alpha-actinin-3-like
Exons: 23
Coding region: 191-2884 (897 amino acids)
Biological process (GO): muscle cell development; actin cytoskeleton organization
Cellular component (GO): cell projection; cell junction; cortical actin cytoskeleton
Molecular function (GO): calcium ion binding; actin filament binding
Source: RefSeq, a predicted model, not a curated record